AUGCCAGAGGACCUGGUGGCAGAGAGUGAGGAAACACUACCUGCUGCAAAUGCAAGCUCAAAUGUUAUUCCCAUGCAUCUAGUAACUCAGGUACUGCUGGUUCAGAUCUUUUACAACUAUGGAUGACCUGAAUAGAAGAACGUAAGAAGAAGAGCCUGCUGGAUAGGGACAAUGGCCCACCUGAUCCAUGAUCCUGUUCUCACAGUGUCCAGCCAGAUGUCUAUGGGAACCUUGAAAGCAGGACCGGAGUACAACAACACACUCCCCAGUGGAGUGGAUGCAAAACGUAGAUAUGGUGGCUAGAAGCCAUUGAUAGACUUCUCUUCCAUCGGUUUGUUUAAUUCUCUUUUGAAGCCAUCCAAGUUGGUGACAAUCACUACACCCUGCAGUUGUGAAUUCCAUAGUUUAAGUAAUGUGCUGUGUGAAUAAACACUUAAUUUGGCUGUCCUGAAUCUUCAAGCAUUCUGCAUCAUUGGAUGUCUGCAAGUUCUCAACCUGCUGUACCAGAGGCACAGCAAGAUACCUGUCUUUUCAGUCCUGGGGUCUUCUUCUCAACCCAAUUGUGUUCUCGCUAAGGGGCAGGCUCUAGGUUAUGUUAUUCAUGCUUAUUAAAAAUCAUACUUAAGCAAGCCACUUAUAUUUUUGAAGAAAAAUCUGCCAUGCCGGAACAUGGCUGUUAGCUCAGUUGGUUACAGCGUGAUGCUGAUAACGCCAAGGUCGCUGGUUUGAUCCCCAUAUGGGCCAGCUGCAUAUUCCUGCAUUGCAGAGGGUUGUACUAGAUCAGGCAUCCCCAACCUGUGGCCUUCCAGAUGUUUUGGCCUACAACUCCCAUGAUCCCUAGCUAACAGGGCCAGUGGUCAGGGAUGAUGUGGCUGGGGAAACCCAGCCAGAUGGGCGGGAUAUAAAUAAAUAAAUUAUUAUUAUUAUUAUUAUCCAAAACAUCUGGAGUUGGGGUGCCUGUACUAGAUGACCCUUGGGUCCCUUCCAACUCACAUCUGAUCUAGAUGGGUUCCUGCUGAAAAUCCGACCAUUGACACUCAAGAACCUCUGACACUGAAAAGGGAGUUGGCCCAGAUGACCUCCAAUAUCCCCUUCAGCUCUAAAAUUCUGAGUCUUCUUCAGAGAAAUGCACAGCCCACCCUAAAUGCAUUUACUCAGAAGUAAACCCCAUCAAUUUCAGCAGCACUUGUUUCCUUGUAAAUAUGCCAAGGACUCCAGCCUUGGCAGUUUGGUACUUUGGUGAAAGUCUACAAAUUAUGGUUGUUAUCGUUGAUAGCAUUUCCUCGUUUUAAUUCAGGAAGCCAGUAUUUUGGACUCCAAAGCUGUUGAUGGUCAUACGCAAACUGAAGAGACUGCUCUGCUGAACAGCUGUGAGCAUCAAACACAAGAGCCUGUGGUUGAGUCAAAGACAUCAGGGAAACUGAGGCGAAUAUGUGCCUGUCCUCCACAAGGCAUAAUUGCCAGAAUCGUGACAAAUGGUAUGUAAAAAGAAAGGGAAGAGGCAGGAAUGUGUGAAGUUAUUUUAGUAACAUAUCCACAAAUGCUAAGAAAUAUAUUCAUGCCUCUCCAACUUUAUUUCUUCUUCCAGUGGCAGCUAUGGUGCUGGUCUGGGCUGUGGCCUGGUCCAUUACAGGCCAAGAGUGCCUUCCUGGUGGGAACCUCUUCGGAAUUUUGUUCCUCUUCUUUUCUGCUGUAAUUGGUGGUAAAUUUAUGGGCAUUAUUAAACUUCCCGGCCUACCUCCAUUCCCUCCACUUCUUGGUAAGUUGCCAAUGAGCCUGCCAUCAACUUGCUGUUACAUAGGUUUGAUCUGUGGACAUGACAGGGCAGAGAUUACAGGGAGGUUUAUCUGCAGUCAGAUUAUAUAACCUGUUGGUGUUAAGUUUAAUUGUUAGAUUAAUCAACUGUAGCUUUAAUUGAUUAGAGAGGAACAGUUUUGUUUGGUGAUGGCAAAUUUUAAUUGCUUGGGCAUGGGUGGGCUUUUUUCUUGGUGGGGGGGGGUAGGCUAAAUUAUUCCUGGAGAACUUCUUUAAUAUGGAGUUAAAAAGAAAGGAAAUGGUGCUUCUGUAAAAAUUUAUAAGCAAAAAUAAUUGACAGAAUCUCAAGAAGCCAUUUGCACUGUUAAAUUGAAUUGAUUAAUCAGCUAAAGGACAAGUGAUUACUCACUUAAAGAUCAGCUUUAAUCAGUUGACAACCUUGAUGUGAAUCCAUUCUGUUAACAGUGCAGGUAUCCUCUAGGCUACUUAAAUCUUUCACAGAGAUUUUCUUGGUGCUGAAGAAACUCUUGGAGUGAGGAGGUACUAUUUUUAGUUAAAUUGAAGCAUGUUGUUUAAUUUUUUAAAAUCUCUGCAACAUCUUGAGAAGGUAGGUAGAUUCUAUCAGGUCAUGGUCCUAUGAGUAAGUGACUUGGUAGUUCUACAUAUGAUAACUUUCCCAAUCUACAGAAUAUCAACUUUAAGUUCCAUUGACAAUGUGACUUUUACAGAUCAGGUACACUGUCUUUUUGCUUAACCUGUCCCAUAGGAUUGUUGUGAAACUACAGUAUUUUUCGUCCCAUAGGACGCUCCGUCCCAUAGGACGCACCUAGUUUUUUGGGGGGGAAAUAAAGGGGGAAAAAAUUCCUUUAUUUCCCCCCCAAAACCAGGUCGGGGAACAGCGGUAUGGCGGCACUCCGCCUCCCCGCUGUCCCCCGAGCUUGUGGGGCUGGCCGAUGUCUGCCCGGCGCGAGGGGCGCUCUGCUUCAGGGCGCCUCAUGCGCCAGGCGGCAGGCUGCUGCAGGGCUCCCCAUGCUGCGGAUGUCUGCGUGGCGCGAGGGGCGCUCUGCUUCAGGGCACCCCGGGCGCCGGGCGGCAGGCUGCUAUUCGCAGCCUGGGGAGCUCUGCGGGAACUCCCGCAGGCUCCCCAGGCUUGCUGAUAGCUUCCUGAAGCCUGGAGAGCGAGAGGGGUCAGUGCACACCGACCCCUCUCGCUCUCCAAGCUUCAGCGAAAGCCUGUAUUCGCCCCAUAGGACGCACACAGAUUUCCCCUUCAUUUUUGGAGGGGGAAAAGUGCGUCCUAUAGGGCGAAAAAUACGGUAAUACAGGGGAACCUGUUGUAUGCCUAAACUGAGUUCCUAAGAGGAAGGGUGGAAUACAAAUAUGAAAAAUUAUAUGCUGGGAAGCAUAUUUGACUGAAUGCCAGGAGUAUGGAAAUGGGAUUUUCCAUUAGAUCUGCAAAUUCAGGAAUUUGCAUUAAUCUACCCCCCUGUGUUGUAACCACUGGCUCAUAUUCUUCCUCUCGAGCUUUUGGUACAGGCUGUAUUUCUGUGAGGACAGAAUGCUUAACCUGCGAAGGCAUCUAAUCUUAUUCAGAAUUUUUUCAGGCAGUGUGUUUUCCCGUUCUCUGUUCCUUUUAGGAAUGCUGCUUGUUGGAUUUCUCCUCAGAAAUGUCCCACUGUUCAGUAACAUAGUCCGGAUCAAAGUGAAAUGGGCAGUUGCCCUGAAAAAUAUCGCCCUCUCCAUUAUCUUGGCUCGUGCUGGCCUUGGCCUUGACCCAAAGGUAGAGCAUUAAAUGGUACUGUUGAAUAUCUCUUACUGGUGUUUAGUUAGAAUCUCCUUUCUUGUAACUUGAAUCCAUUGGUUCAGGUCUUAGCCUCGAGAGCAGGAGAAAACAAGCUUGCUGCAUCUUCCAUGUGACAGCCCUUUAGAUAUUUGAAGAUGGCUAUCAUAUCUCUUCUCAGUCUCCAUUUUACCAGGCUAAACAUAUCCAAUCCCCUAAACCGUUCCUCAUAUAAGGCUUGGUUUAAGCUUAAGUUCUUGUAAAUUUUGCAUGAGGAAAACAGUUGUUCUGUGUGGGGAAGCCUGUUACCCCCAUGCAGAACUGAUUGUUCACUUCAUGGCCUUUUUGAACCUAUAACUAAUUUCCAUCUAUUUCUAAGCCAUGUUCAGAUGGCAGAAUUUAAUAAGCUAUGAGUUGUGUUUGGAUGCAAGAAUGAGACACUCUCACACACAUCCCUCACGUGUCCUCUUCUGGUGUGGUUGUGAGGCAGAAAUUGGGAGCUUCUGUUUUUUAUUAACCACAGUUCAACCUAUUGUUCAAAUCUUGGAUUAUGGUUAGUCUUAACUAUGGUUUGUCGCAACAAACCAGCUUCAUGAACUGUGGCUUGAAGUUAGCUUGUUUCAGCCACAGUUUCUCCAGGUUUGGACGACACAGCAAGCAGUGGUUAAUAUAAAAUGAAGGCUUCUCCACUUCUUGUGGCUGUGUCACAUAAGCUCACUGUGGCUCCAUGGUUUAGAAUGGCUUCUGGACAAGGUCAUUGUAAGCUCAGCUCACAGGGGGAAGUACUCUUCCCCAUCACCAAUUCCAACUCCACAUGCUCGUUUGAUAAUAUCCUGAUCUCUUCUCUCCAUCCCUGUUUGCUCUUGUAGUGAGAACCUCUGUUGAUCCCAGAAAGAGAUGAACUUCACACCCCUUACCUCCAAGCACCCUUCUUCUGUCCUAUAUUAUGAAAGUUGAGCAGAGCAAAACUCAAUGGGGUUUCUUCUGCACUGAUGCUGCUGAUGUGUUAAUAUGCUUGUCUUUCAGGCUCUGAAAAAACUGAAGGCUGUCUGCUUAAGAUUAAGCGUGGGGCCCUGCAUGGUGGAAGCAUGUGCGGCAGCUGUCUUGUCUCACUUCCUCAUGCACCUGCCUUGGCAGUGGGGAUUUAUGUUAGGGUGAGCCGCUUUUUACAGCUUUUUUGGGGGGGUGGGACCCCUGACCAUUAGGUCCAGUCGUGACCGACUCUGGGGUUGCGGCGCUCAUCUCGCUUUAUUGGCCGAGGGAGCUGGCGUACAGCUUCUAGGUCAUGUGGCCAGCAUGACUAAGCCACUUCUGGCGAACCAGAGCAGCGCACGGAAACGCCGUUUACCUUCCUGCCGGAGCGGUACCUAUUUAUCUACUUGCACUUUGACGCGCUUUUGAACUGCUAGGUUGGCAGGAGCAGGGACCGAGCAAUGGAACUCACCCCGUCGCGGGGAUUCAAACCGCCAACCUUCCAAUCGGCAAGUCCUAGGCUCUGUGGUUUAACCCACAACGCCACCCGCAUCCCAUUUCCAGCUUAGAAGUGAUGUAUUUCUUUUUCUUGAACUGAAACUACCUUACAUGAAAAACAUUGAUUGAAAGUGCACCUGCCACUUAUAUUUUGGUUUUCUUUAAUUUCUGUGUUGUAAAAUAGUACAGUGGUACCUUGGGUUACAGACGCUUCAGGUUACAGACUCCGCUAACCCAGAAAUAGUACCUCAGGUUAAGAACUUUGCUUCAGGAUGAGAACAGAAAUUGCGUGGCGGUGGCGGCAGCAUGGCAGCAGCAGGAGGCCCCAUUAGCUAAAGUGGUACCUCAGGUUAAGAACAGUUUCAGGUUAAGAAUGGACCUCCAAAAUGAAUUAAGUUCUUAACCCGAGGUACCACUGUAUCCGUGCUCUCUUCUAGCAGUUCUAGGAGGCAUAGGAAGCUGCCUUAGACUGAGGCUUUGUACGCAUUAUUGGCUUGAAACGCAGCUAGGUCAUUCUUCUUCUCUGUUUGGAUGGAAGCCAGUUUGUGGGAAAACACAUUGAAAAUCAGUACAGUGGUACCUCGGGUUACGUUACCUUUGGGCAAACGCGGCAAACCCAGAAGUGUAUAUUUUUUACGGUAAGUAUGAACCCCUGGGACGAAUUAAGUUCGUAUCCAGAAGGUCCACUUUUGUAUUUCAUAAGAGGAAGUGGAGGAAAUGUGCCCACAAACAGGCAUGAAGGGUUGAUAGUGUGUUUUUGUUCAGAUUUGUUUUAGGUGCUGUGUCCCCUGCUGUAGUUGUUCCCUCGAUGCUGAUUUUACAAGCGGGAGGCUAUGGUGUUGACAAGGGCGUCCCCACCUUACUCAUGGCUGCUGGGAGCUUUGAUGACAUCCUGGCUAUUACGGGCUUCAAUACCUGCUUAGGGAUGGCCUUCUCAUCAGGUAUCCAUGCUACUUCAUAGAAUCGAUGAGCGCUUGAAUAUGCCUUUCUUAUUGAUGCGAUCAUUUGCUACAUACAGGUGAUGAAUUACAUGGGUGCUUUGCAUGGAAUAAGAAAACCACAAUGCACCCCACUUGCAAUCUGAAGUGGCACUCGCCUUUGCUUGUGAAACCUGGUGCCUUAGGGUGGAAGCUGGUGGGAGGCUGAUUCUGUUGCCAUAAGGCCGGAGUCGGCAACCAAUUUUGAGGCUGGCCUGGAGUAAAAAAUGGAUGCAACGAAGCCUUUCCUCUUUCUUCCACUCUCCUCCUUUCCUCUCCCUCCUCUCUCUCUCUUACUAACACCUCCUUUUCCACCUUGCCCUCCUUGCUACCUGCAUGAAAUGUGGCUGACGGCAACAGAUUGCCCACUCCUGCCAUAAAGCGUUAUAUUAGAAUGCCUGUGGCUUUCUUCCAUAGUCCUACCUUUUGUAUAAAGCUAAUCACCACUUUGGAUAUUUCCUCUGGUAGUUCCUUUGCAACAGGGCUGUAUUAAGCAUAUGUGGUUCCGAUGCAAAGAUCCACCCGGUGCCCCCUCCCCCAGGUUGCCCAGUCCCAGACGCGCAGGAGGGCAGAGCUGGCAGGCUGCCUCAGCAUCUCGCUGACUCGGUCGCCCCCAAACUCACAGCGCAGAGCCGCCUGCAGCAGAAGAGCCCGCCAUGGUGCUCUGACCGACGGGUGGGCUCUUCCCCGGACUCGGGGUGUCCAGGUCUCGGGCCCUGGAUACUCGGCCUGGCACCCCUGAAAGCCUGGCGCCCAGGUGCCCCACACCCCUAGCGCCUAUGCGUAAGAUGGCCCUGUUUAGCAAGGAGAUUGUUCAAAAAUCCAUUUGAGCCACCUUCUUCCGCUUUGCCAAAACAGGCUCCAUCCUUGAAAAUAUAUUUCGUGGUGUGCUGGAAGUUGCUGUCGGUAUAGUAGCUGGUGGCCUUUUGGGAGUUUUCGUUUGCUACUUCCCAAGCAAGGAUCAGGUAAAGAGGAAAAACAUUUUGGAGACUCUGUUUUGGAGCAUGAGAAGCAGGGAAUGGUUAAAAAGAACUCUCUAUGCUUUAGCUGAAAAUAUUUAAAAGUGAUUAAUAAUAAUAAUAAUAAUAAUAAUAAUAAUAAUAAUAUAGAUUUUUCACUCAUGCAGAUCUAUUAAUAUUUUAUUCUCUUCAAGCUUUCUUCUCAUCUGUAGCAUGACAUUUUUCUCUGCUGUCUUCCAUUUUUUAUCUCCUGAUCCUAGGCAUCCCUUGUACGCAAGAGAGCAUUCUUUGUGGUGGGUCUAUCUGUGUUUGCUGUUUUUGGCAGCACGUAUUUUGGCUUCCCUGGAUCCGGUGGGCUCUGCACAAUUGUCUUGGCAUUUCUGGCUGGUAUGGUGUGGUCUGAUGAGAAGGUGAGCGUUCAGUUAACACACUGUCCAAAAAUCAUGCAGAUUCCAAAAUAUGAGAGUUGUGAAAUAGAUCUAAUGCCAUUAAGAUUUCCUUACAGUAGCUGGUUAUUAUUAACUUAGGCACUGAAAACAAUUGUCCUGGCCAGCAAAGGAGAUUAGUGCACAAAGAUGGGCUUUCUCCUCUUGAUGCAGAUACAAAUCCCAUUGAACUGACUGGGUCUAUCUUUCAAUGAGAAUGGGAAUGGGCAUCUCUGUCCCACUAUUUGUUGCAAAUGUCUAGAGCAAGAUCAGGGCCAGUGAAUCCUAGAGACUGAAAGUCAGGAAAAUAGACAAUUAAAAGCAGGGGCUGCAGCGAAACGUUGCAAUAGGAAAUGCAGCAGCUCAGGGUGGUACUUUUGCAAACCUUGGCGUUGCCCUGAGGCUGCAGCUUGUGCAGCUGGUGCAGUUUUCUGGCUACAUAAAGCAGUGGCCUCUAAACUUUGGAAAUAGAGGGAAUGGUAUGCUGGAACAAGCUGUUGAACAAAUAGGCUUAAAUACCGUCACCAAAAAAUGUCAAUUCAGCCAGGAUUUAUUCUAAAAGGUGUGUCUUGCAUAAUCUAAGUUGUCUUAUCAGGUCAGCUCUGCGUUUAAAAACAAGCCUUGGCAACCAGGAAUUCCACACAGGUGAGAGUACAAGCAAAGGAGGAACAGAACUUGCUGCCUGCAAAAGGUUUUCCAGCCUGUUUUUUGCCCAUAAGACAAGCGCCUCUUAUGAGUAAAAACCAGGAAAUUAUUUAUUUAUCUUUUUAAUAAAAUGUAUGUACCACUCGAUUGCAAAAAAACCCCCCAAACCCUCAAAGUGGUUUACAAAAAAGUUAAAACAAUAAAACGAAGAGAAACUUAGAACCAUACUUUAAACCAGGGGUUGGCAACCUAAGGCCCAAGGGGCCACAAGCGGCCCAUGGGGGUUGUUUAACCUGCCCAUGGACCCCCACCGCCUGCUCGGUCGGCUCCCAUGCGCCAUGCUAAACCAGUGCGGAGCAGAGUGAGGAUCACCUUCUGCGACGCUGGCUGGCUUCCCAUUGGCUACAGGAAGCUCCUGCAGCCAAUGGGAAGCUGUGCACGCCAUAGCAUUUGCCCAUGCGUGCGCACGCACUCCAGCCCACCGCAUCGUCUGUGGGACCGUGAACCGGCCCAAGCCACAAAAUCUUUGCCAACCCCUACUUUAAACCAUACUAAAAAGAGUUUACGAUUGCCUCAACUUUCUAAGCAUCUGGGUUAAAGGUAAAGGUAAAGGUACCCUGCCCGUACGGGCCAGUCUUGACAGACUCUAGGGUUGUGCGCUCAUCUCACUCUAGAGGCCGGGAGCCAGCGCUGUCCGCAGACACUUCCGGGUCACGUGGCCAGCAUGACAAGCUGCAUCUGGCGAGCCAGCGCAGCACACAGAACACCGUUUACCUUCCCGCUGGUAAGCGGUCCCUGUUUAUCUACUUGCACCCGGGGGUGCUUUUGAACUGCUAGGUUGGCAGGCGCUGGGACCGAACGACGGGAACGCACCCCGCCGCAGGGAUUCGAACCACUGACCUUUCGAUAGGCAAGUCCUAGGCGCUGAGGCUUUUACCCACAGCGCCACCCGGGUCCCUAAGCAUCUGGGUUAGGCUUGCCUAAACAGGAAUGUUUUAGCAGGUGCAAGUAAACAUUUUUGCAGGCCACUUUAGGGGGCUGGGUAGCCUCGUUAUCAGAAUAGUUCCUCCAGGACAUAUUUGAAAGUCAAUUAAUACUGUUUUAUAAAUAAAAAUAGAAUCAAACUUGCACGGUUUGAACAGCUUUUAAAAUUCAUGCUUGAUAUGAUUAUUGAAGGGGUAAUUUUACAUGUGUCUCCAGCCCCCAGGCCAAUACUGGUGUGGGAAGCAAUGCUGUCUGUCUUUCAAUGCUGCCUGUCUUUGCUCUCCCCCUGCAGAGGAAAGUUGAAAAGAUUGUUGCGGUUGCCUGGCAAAUCUUUGAACCCUUCCUGUUUGGUUUAAUUGGAGCUGAAAUAUCUAUUUCAUCUCUCGGACUUGAAACAGUUGGUAGGUCUCCUAAAGAAAGCACUGACAUCCUGUGAACUAACUAGCUCACCUUUUGAGGGGUACUAUUAUUAUUAUUAUUAUUAUUAUUAUUAUUAUUAUUAUUUAUAUACUGCCCUAUACCCGGAGGUCUCAGGGCAGUUCAGAGUCCUUCUUCCAAAGCUAGGAAAACUUGGAAGCUUUUCAUAAGAAAAUGUGAAAAGUCUUACAUUAUUAUGUUCUUGUAACCUUUAUAUCUACCCUGCGUGGUAGGUUGGUUUAUUUAUCUGAAAUCCAACCAUUUGGUACAAUGAUGCCCAAGAUGGUUUAGAAUUGAUUUCAAUGCAGGCGUACACACACACACACACACACACACACACACAAACAUAAUCUCAAAAUGCACACAACCCAGCCUAGUUGAUGGAUUGGGAUUCCAGGGUGUUUGUUGCAGUUUUGUUCUUUCUGGCAGGGAAAGGGGCAGUGAAGCGAGCUCCCUUCACCUGUUCCUUUUCUAUCAUAUGGGUGGAGACCGUGGAGUAAUGAUCUUCUUUCCUGAGUCCAGUUUGUCGGUGGCAGCUAUUGCUAUAUUAUAGUUGGGAAACUGAGGUUGGGAGAGACCAACUCCCUAACAGGUCAUCCAAGGAGUUUAUAGCAGGUGCAAGAUUCAAACUGGGGACUUCCCAAUUCAUAGCUUAGAGACUAAGCCACUAUUUGACACUUGUUCCUAACUGACUUCCCAGCUACUAGCAACUAAUAAUGUCCUAAUCAAUUUAGUUAAUUGCUCCAAUGUUUCAAUAAUUAUUUUAAGUAAAAUAUAAAUUUGGGCCCAGAGUUCUCAGGAUAUUCAGUCUUGUUUUGCUCUGCAUUGCAAAACUGCUUAAUCUUAUUUCCGUGUUUGUCUUGUCUGAUCUGGAAGCGAUCUACAGCCUUCAAUCAAUGCACAUAGAUUUCCAUUUUCUGUUUUCUUACAAAGUUGAAAUCUGGCAUAGGUGAUGAAAAUGCAUCCAUUUGACUCUUGGUGUUUUAGGUUAUUAAUUAGCUAUUAUGAACAAACACAUCUACCUUGAGUUCUUAUUUUGAAGGUAGACAGGAUGCCAACAGAUUAGUAAAAAUAGUGUUGCUGUUGACAGCUGUGUUUGCAAAAACAAUUGCAAAGGUUUUCUAGCUGUUGCUGCUUCAUCUGAAUAAUAUCUGCCUGUCUCUAUUGACCCAUGCCUUUGCUUGUUCUUACUAAUAAGAUGAAGGCCAGGCUAAUGAGUCAUAUUUCUCUGUUGCAGGGCUUUGUGUGGCUACACUGGGAGUUGCACUGAUAGUCCGAAUUGUGACAACAUUCCUGUUGAUGUUUUGUGCCGGCUUUGACCUCAAGGAGAAAAUAUUUAUUUCACUGGCAUGGAUCCCCAAAGCAACCAUCCAGGUGCAGUAUACAGUAACAGACCUGUAUCUUCUACAAACAAGGGGGUUAGUGUAUUACUUAAAGGUAUUUUUGCUAUGGAACACUAUGGUAUACUACUACAAAUAGGUAUUUUCAGCCCAUCUAAUAAACUGUCAAGAGCGAGUCCUUGGUAAUGGGUCAUAUUUUGAAGGAGUCAGCAAUACAAACCCACAACACACCAUGGCUACCAAAGGGAAUCAAAGCUUUAGCAUAGCCUUUCUGCUAUGGGCUUGCUCCCAUUUGGUUGUGUCUUGGCACCUGCUCAGGAGUCAGCAGCAUGAAGAACAUAAGAUGAGCAUACUGCCCCAUUUCUUGGUGCUUUCCUUUGUCCCUUGAUUAAAAGAAAGCAACCGAGUUGCAUAAUAAAGGUGGGCACAUCGCUAGAGGUGGAUUGGGCCCCUGCACCACCAAAUGUAGUCAAGAUUAAUCCAUCUGAACUUUAGAAGCAUAGAUGGAUCAUUUGAAUUGUCCUCCUAAGGCUCUUGAAAGCCAGCGAUGAUCCCGAACGAUUGCUUUGAUAAUGAACUUCUCAGGAGGCAAGUUGGUGCAUUCUGCAUCAAUCAUAGCAAUUGAUCAUGAGAGGGACCUUUGAAGACUGGUCUGUUACGUAAUCAAGCUUUGAAAAUACUGCAAGAAAGGACCUGUUGGAUCCCCACAUGAGACUCUUUUUCACACUUUUGUCCCUAUAACUCCAAGAUCGGGAGACACUGAACCGGAAGGUGGGUUUUUAAAAAACAGUUUCCUUGAAUGCUUUAGCUGAGAUUCCUGUAUAGCAGAGGGUUCAACUAGAUGGCUCUUGCGAUCACUUCCAACUCUACAAUUCUAUGAGUCUUCACAAUGAUGGUUUUGUUGUUCUGUCUCCUGCCAGGCUGCAAUUGGUUCUGUUGCCUUAGAUACAGCCCGAAGUCAAGGUGAAAAGGACACAGAGAUGAAAUACGGCAUGGAUGUCUUGACGGUGGCUUUCCUGGGAAUCCUGAUCACAGCUCCAAUUGGAGCGCUGAUCAUUGGCCUGGCAGGGCCCCGACUUCUACACAAGGCUACUGAAACGAACAGUGAUGGUCAUGGACAUGAAGGAAGAGAAGAAAUGGAAACAUCUGGAGCAGUGUAAGGGUCAGGGAAUGGCCCCAGAAUCAUAUAAAUCAGUACUCUGCACUGUCUAGGUAUCACAGUGUCCCGUAGUGGCUUGCAGAAGUCUGAAAGUCCAUGGAAUACAUUGCAAUCAGAGGUCUAAUGGAUAAUAUAGGAUUGAAUUAAAUCAACCUCCUCAGCCUUGACUUGGAAGUUCUUGAGAGCUAUCACAAGCAGUGUACAUCCUUUGGACAUGCCACUUUACUGCUGAAAUAUGAUCAGUCUGAUUUGGGAAUAUGAGUGCCAACAAAAGGAAACUUUUGAGGUGGUUCCUGAGAAUUAGUAAAGUUCUGGAGCAGGAAGGUAUACAGGAUUGAUAAUGUAAACAAAUAACCAAAAGUGAGAUCUUGGAUUUUUCAAACAGCUGAGAAAGGCACUCCAUUGCUCAUUGAUGUUCAGUAGACAGUAUGUUCCCAGUCUUUGGAAUAAACUUUCACCACCUGAUAUUUAGUUUCCUUUCUUAUAUCCUAAAAUAUUAAAGUGUUUUAAAUUGACGUUUCGCCCAAAUAACAGAAUAUUGCAGUGCAAUUGGACACACAUGUACUCUGAUGUAAGCUCCGCAGAGCUUUAAUGGCAGGUAAGUCUAUAUAUGAUUCAAGCUUUAAUUAAUCUAUUUGAUUACUUGAAAAACUGCACAAAUGUUCUCAAGAAAAGCCUAUGUACUUUGUUUUUUAGGUGGUGCAGUGCGUGUGCUGCAGUAGGCAUCAGAACAGGUAUUCCCCAUUCUCACACAAGACCGAAUGCCACUUCUUGGUACACUUUCAAUCUAUAAUAAAUGUAAGCAUUAGUACCAGCAAAAAUAUGUGGGGCAAAGUAUGGAAGGUAAUGCUCUAAGUCAGAGCUUUACAAACCCUGUGCCACAACACAUUAGUGUGUCGGCUGCAGUGUGUAGGUGUAUCAUGUGAAUGCUCUCCAGUCUCCUCCCAGGACUGGAAAGGGGUUAGUUUAACCUCUGAUUUGCUAGUAAAACUGAAUUAUUGUGCCACAAAAUGUCUAGAAAGUGUGUCGCCAAAAUGAAAAGUUUGGAAACCUCUGUUCUAAGUAUUAAAAAACUGAUUGACAGGAUUACAAGUCAUGUAAGGGCAGUGUGGAAGAAAAAUCAAGUCUUGAUGAGGGCAAAGUCCGCUCAAGACCCUGUUUGUUAAGACAAGGCAGUUGCGAUGGAGAAGACCUCAUCACCAGCCCGACUCUCCUCUGAGCUGAUCAGUGGGGUGUUCUGCUGACGUACAGAGCUUAACAGCUUUUAUUGGGGUGGCAACGUUCUCACAACCUGAUUAAUGAGAGACCACAAGUUAGCUUUGAAAGGAAAAGCACAGGAAAACUGCAUUUGUGGGUCAAAUCCCCUCAAUCAUUCCAUCCUGGAAGACCUGCUCCCUGCCUUGCAGACCUUUUCCCACUUGGCCUGGGAGGGCAGCGCACUGACUCCAUCUACAAAAGCUGAUGCAGCUGAAGAGACCAGAGAUAGUCUUGAUAGUCUCUCAGUUCAGACCCAGGUCAUCGAACCUGAGCUUCCACAGCUGCUGGCAGCAGCAGCAGGUAUGUUCUGUGCUUAUGAGAAUAUUUUAUUCUCUAGCUAAUUAUGCUGUUCUAAAUGGGGAUUUUAUAUUUGGCUUCCUUUAGUGAUGUUUUCUUUUGAAAUGUUUUAAGAUUUAUUUUUCUUAACUUUUCUACAUUGAAUGUGCAUUCUGUAGUUGACCACUUUAGCAAUGUUUUAUUUUGAAAUCUUUAAGAUAAUAGUUUAGUUUCUUGUUGAUUAUGUUGCUUUGAAUGAAUACUUUAUAUUUGACUUACUUCAGUAAUGUUUUAUUCUGGCUUGUUUUAUUCAGUCUUUUAAUGUAGGUUGUAAACCACUUUGAGAUUCCGCCCCCCUAAAAAUAUAAAGCGGUAUAGAAAAGAAAUGAGUAAUAAUAAUAAACAUAAUAAUAAUAAUGUUCCUUUCACAUUUUAAUCUUUUAAGCCCCUCACCCUCCUUCAUGCUGACACAUUUUUUACACUCUAGGGAGACAUGGCCUUAAGAUACAAACAGUCUCAGACCUUGCAGACCCCAGACCCAUACAUUCAGCAAGGACUAAUGAAAUAAAUGGUGUUCUGUGAUAGAUAGAUAGAUAGAUAGAUAGAUAGAUAGAUAGAUAGAUAGAAAGAUAGAUAGAUAUUUGUAAAGAUCUGUAUUUUGGAAAAUAUUACUGUUCAAGAAGAAAAAUAAUUUGCAACAAUAUAAUUUUUACCCUUAUGUCUAUGUGUAUUUGGUAUAAUAUUUUUAUAACAACUUUUUAUUUGAAGAAGAUAUGUUUCACAUUUUACAAAUUCUGUAUUUUAUAAACAAAACAAAACAAAUACCCCACCCCAAAAAAUCCUGUUAAGAAAAUUCAAAAAUACCCAAAAUAAACAUCCCUUUUCCACCCCUUGACAAUCUUGUUCUCUGUUGUAGUCAUGUGUUGAUGGGACUUGAAGUCCAACAACACCUGGAGUACCUACCCCACAUUGACUACCUGUCCCAAAUCACUGGGCAGCACACCUGGAGCCCUCCAGCAUUCCCAGGUGAAAAUAAGAAUGUUCUCUUCUACAUCAGUAUCACUGCUAGUGAGUUGUAUUUAUUGAUUUAGGGUUUCCCCCCCCCAGGCUUUAGGGGUAUGCGUACACCUGCAUCCCCCCAGAAAAAAGCACUGUAUACACACACACACGUGUGUGUGUGUCCGUCCAAUUAUAUUCUAAGUUUUCAAGUUCUUGAUGCAGUUAAGCACUUUGAUCGUUAAUGACGGCUGGCUUAUUUUAGAUAUGAUGUGUAAAACAUGCAAAUAAUUAUAGAAUAUAUAGCUUUAAAGCUGGAAAAAAGGGAAGUAGAAACUCAAUGUAUUGCUGUGUAAAAGUGGCUUCAGAUAAUCUUCAAUGCCCCUUUGUGGGUGCAGCAGUCCAAGCCACCUGCUUGUUGGUUUCCUUUGUAAACAACAAAAAAGCGAAUUCCCGCCAUGCUCUCCACACAAACAGCUGAGGGGAAUGCUCCUCCCGGUUGCCAGUUAGCUUUCUCUCCCGCUGCCUGGCGCUCUUUCUCCAGGCUCUCCUUCCUUCCGGAAGGUCAGGAGCGACCGUUAAUCAAGCGGAAUGUUGGAGAGGAUGGGAUUUAAUCCACGCCAUCUUGGUUUCCAUGGCUUGACAGAGGGUUGGGGAAGUCCCUGGAGAGAAAUGGUCGCCCCAGAGCCGACCUGGCGAUCUGCCACUGAACUCUAGCUUGAGGGACGGAGGUUGACUCUUCAAGGCUGCCCUCCUGCCCUGGCCACUGGAAGGUGCAAAUCGGCCUCAGCCGCCUCAGUGGUCAGCUAUUCUGGGCCCUCAGUCUCCUCUUGCCCUCCAUGGGUAAGCAGCGGCUUCUGUGUGACUUUCCGAAGACAGGUAGGGAUUUAUGUCUGAGAGGGCUGGCAUGUGCACUUACACUGAUCCGCCAUUGAACCGGCCCACAUUUGUUCAGCCGAGCUGCUUGAGAUGGAAAACGUAUUGCAGCUUGGCCCAGUUAAUGGUUUCUUAAACCCUAUUGGGUUCACUGGAAGUUACUCCCAUGUAAGUCAGUGCAGAGGUGACUGAGCGCGACAGCCAGUGCUUUUUUCUGGGGGUAUGCCAGGGGUACACAUACCCCUAAACAUUUUGUGAAUCUAAGUUUGGCCUCAUUGAGGGGCAGUAUUUCAAUAUGAGUAGGAAAAUGAGAGGAUCCCUAAACAUUUUUUUAGGAAAAAAGCACUGGCUACAGCCCAAUCCCAAGCAUGUUUACUUGGAAGUAAGGCCCAUUGAUUUACACACCCUAGUAAGUGUCUUAAGGGUUGUUGCAGCCUUAGUCUCAGUGAGCAAGUGUUUAGGAGGUGAUCUUGAUAGGAAGCUUUUGAAAAGCUGUUUACAAUUUUUAUCCCCUCUUACCCAGGGUUCAUGUUUCCUUUGGAAAUGAGGCAGAGCGGAGACUGGUGUCUUUAUGAUAUAUGGUUUUCUCUCUCUCUCUUUCUCUCUCUCUCUCUCUCUCUCACACACACACACACACACACACACACAACCUGAGCCUACGAUAGAGAGGUUCAAAACAUUGCCCUCCAGGAGUGCCCCUUCUCUCCCAUUGCUGCAGCCUCUGAUUCAAAACAGGCAACUGACAUUGUACUCUGGGCCCCUUCUCCAGCUUGCUAAGCUUAACAGACUGACACCUUUUUCACAUCGAUCACAACACAGCCAACUGAAAGCCUAGAAUGUCAUCCUAACAAAAACUCUAGCACUGUCUUCUAAUGCUUUCAUAGCUCAGGGAGAGGCUCCUUGCAUUUGGUGGCUGGCACAGAGUCUUUGCUGAUAACCAAUGUCCCCUUGUUCUCUGCAAUUGGCCCAUCUUUUAGGCAAUCUUUUGAACACGGGGAGCUGAGUCCAGUUAUUAAGGGUCUGGCUUCCAGUUUAACUCUCCAAGAAUUGAUUAAAUUCUAACACUUACUAAAUACAGGAAUUGUGGGUGUCUUGCAUCCACAAACCCUGACACCCACAAACUCAUAACAAUAUCAGGGUUGCCAUAUUUCAAAAAGUGAAAAGCUGGACAGAAAAGUUGUUGAGCUUGCAGCUUCAAUAUUCUAGAUAUGUCCAGGAAAUUUCGGGUGUAUGGCAACCCUAAACAAUACACACCUGGGCUGCUAGAGAUGUUCUCAUUCUUGCCAUAGUUCUAAACAAAGCAAAAACAUUUGGCCCCUCCACCUUGCCAAACCACAACUAUAACUUUUCAUUGAUUUUAGCACCCUAAGGUCAUCAUUGCUGCUCAAGCUUUAACAGCUAAAUGGAACAGCGCCACUUUGCCAAACCAUGGUGUUCCCAUUUGAAGUCAGUUUCUUUUACAUGUCGGCAGCCCCUACCAAGGAUUUGUACACACUAUAGGGAUGCGGGUGGCGCUGUGGUCUAAAUCACUGAACCUCUUGGGCUUGCCAAUCAGAAGGUUGGUGGUUCGAAUCCGCACAACGGGGUGAGCUCCUGUUGCUCUGUCCCAGCUCCUGCCAACCUAGGAGUUCGAAAGCAUGCCAGUGCAAAUAGAUAAACAGGUACCACUGUGGUGGGAAGGUAAACAGUGUUUCCAUGCGCUCUGGUUUCCAUUGCACCAGAAGUGGUUUAGUCAUGCUGGUCACAUGACCCGGAAAGCUGUCUGUGGACAAACGCUGGCUCCCUUGGCCUGAAAGCAAGAUCAGCACCACACCCCAUAGUCACCUUUGACUGGACUUAACCAUCCAGAGGUCCUUUACCUUUUACCUUUGUACACACUAUAAUUUUAAAACUCAUUCAAAGCACAUUCUUUCCCUCAAAGAAUUAUGGGCACUGUGGUUUACACCUCAGAGUGUUACAGCACCUCUUAAACUACAGUACCCAGAGUUCUUUGAGGGAAGGAAUGUGGUUUAAAGGUAUGGUGUACACAGCCUAGAAACUGUAUUGGCAUGCUGACUGUGGAGGCUUCCCUCCUCUGCAGCCAGCAUGGCAGCACAGACUGCUAAUCUUUUACUAGGUCAGAAAAAACAAAUACUGUACACAGUUUAGUAAAUGUUGUGAGUUGAUCUGCAAGAUUUUGCUAGAGCACUGCACUAGAAAAAAAGAAACCCAAAUCCAAAGAUGUUCUUUCACUCAGUACAAGAGUUCAUGCCACUUCAAACACAUACUUGAUGCUCAGGCAGAAACUGGAGCAUUGCUGUGUAACCUGCCUAUUGUAGCACUGUAUGAACUUGCACAGACAUUUGCAAAAGAGCAUUGACUGUUUUUCCUUCUACCCUUGGAUCAUUGGAUCGAAAUCCACUGUAAUUUAGCAAGUAACCCUGUGGUUGGGAAGCUGAAUGUUUAAAUAUUAAUAGAAAGAAAUCCCAGUGCUGUUGGGAGUGGGGGGAAACCCAUUUAAAUCAGAUAGAAUAUAUGGCACCUGAAAUACAUUUUGUUUAAAUCAUAGGUUGGUCAGCAUGUCGGAGGAUGUUGUGAAGAACAGCAAGGAUGGGGGGAUACUUUGCAAAGACCAAUAAGGUUGAUUCCGAGCCCGAAAUAGCUCAGGUAUUUGUCAAUUACGUAUUUUAUAAAUAUAUUGACGGUUUGGGUCAAAAAUGACCCCCCCAUGAAGUAUUUACCUAUUUUUUAGUCAAAUCGCCAAAAAACAAACCCUGGACAUUUUAGCCACUAUCUGACAAUUCUGCCAGGAUGCCAUAGCGAAUCCCGGCUAUGUCCAGGAAAUUCCAGACAUAUGGCAGCCCUAACUAGUGGCUGUGUUUUAUAACACAUUAUAAUAACACAUUAAACUCUUAAUGUGUUUUCGAGUUUCUUUUUGAAUAUACAGGCUGAGCAUAGGUCAGCUCCACUGAACUGAAAUUUCAGCCCUCAUGGCACAGGAAAACGGCCAAGUAAACAGCUAUUUUCGUGGAGGAGGGUCAAGAUACUAACUGAUAUACAUGAAAUUUCAGAUAUAGCUAUAUAAUCCCUAGUGCAGUAAGAUAAGACCUUUGGAGCAGGCAUUUUUUUAAAAAAAGUUUUUUAUGAACCACCCUACUGCCCAAGAGAGAGGGAAGUCUACUGCCCUACACCUCUCUAGCUCUCUCUUGCCCCUCUCCAGAAAACCUGUCUGCCUCAUUUGGCUCAUACACUGCACACCAAGAUUAUGUCAGCUGGAACGGGGAAAGGUCUUCCUUUGCCCCAUUCAAAAGAACUUUAAGAAGACCCAGUUAGUGGGUGAAAUCUCACUAACAAAAGAUAGCUGCGCCUGGUAACUUUACAAAGGACAAUUAAGGAGUGGUCCUUUUGACGUUAUUCACCUUGUGAUUUCGAAAUCCCCAGUCUUGUCACUGUAUAUCCUCAGAAGUAAGUCCCAUUGAGUUGAGUAGCACUUGCUUAUUAAGAAAAAUGUGUGGGACUCAGGCAUUAUUUGGUACGUCAAUUGUUGAUAAUGUGUCAUCCCCCGCUCUCCCUGUUUUAAAUCAGGAGGAGAUUCUUCCUGUAGAAAAUGAAGAGGCAGCGUCACUGAAGGAUUUUGAACCGCAAGUGGAGGAGGAGCCACAAGGAAAACUGCGGCAAAUAUGUAUUUUCCCACCACAAGGCAUAUUUGCUGAAAUAGUAACAAAUGGUAUGCAAAGGGAAUACAAAAGGGGAAGAGAAUACAGCCACCCUUUUCUAUUGGCUAUAAUUGUCUUGGUUUCUUUUUUUUUAACCUAAUCUUAAGGUCCAGGGUUUUAUAUUUAAAAAGGUAUAAUAUCAGCUGAUCAGUGGUAACUCCCCUUUUGGCAAGGGUGGAGAACUCCAGCAUGUAACUAAUCCCAGUGGAGACUGAAGUCACCGACAAUCAGCUGAUCCCUUAAUUACUGGCUUUUAUUCAGACAUCACUCUGCUGGCCUAUGGAACUGUGAAUUCUGCACAGUGUCACAGCUAACAGUACUGGGAUUGUUUUCAUGGUCUCUGAUUUGUGUGGGGAUGUUGACCUUCUACAAGGCAGAAGCAAACCAGAGGUUUAAGGAAGUUGCAAGGCUAAUUAUCCCAGGAUAAUUAAUUGUGGGACGUCAAGCACCCUUCAGAGGUGAAUUGGCAAGAAACAUGUAACAUAUUCUAACAUUUUCAUGUGUAGUUCUUCAGCAGGUUUGGCUCAGUUAACCUGCCUGGAUAUGUUUAGUCAUUCGGAGCUCUUUGGAGGAAAAUCAGAGUGUAAUAAAUCAAGUGAAACCUUCAGGAGCCUUAACCAAAACCUUCAGAACUCCCCUGAAAUUCUUUUGUCUGCUAAACAGACAAGAUAACUGAUACCCCUUCCAUUUUGAUCCAUUAGCUCUGCAGUUCAUUCCUAACUGUUAUUGUUUUAAUCAUUAUUGUAAGCUUUUAAGCCUGGUCUUAAUGUUCUCUCUUGUAAGUGAACUCCCAAAAGUCUAUAAUCCUCACUACAUUUAUGCAGAUUUAUCUUGAAAGUGGGUCAUGACCAAGCACACAAAGAGACAUUUUCUCCUGUAAUGUGUACAGAAUAUGACCCAAAUAAUUUGAUCUGCAGAAAACAUUACGAUUCAUGCCUUGCCGCUGAGUGAAAUCUCUAAAGAUCCUAGAUGAAAUGGUCACUUAGGGGAAAGUUUUACUAUUUAUUAAUCUGUUUAUAUUAUUUGCAAUGGUUAUUUAUUGCUUUUGAUUUUUGUUGGAGAUAGUAUUCAUUGCCCAGGAACAAAGAAAGAAGGAUAAGUAUGGAAGCUCCUUUGUGCCAUUGGCUCCCUGUAACUUCCGUUUUCAUUUGCCAGAGCUGUGUAGGAAAUGGUUCUAAAAUUGCAUCUUCACUUUCCAGUGCUCCCAUUCUGGUGCAGCGGGAAAGAACAGGAGGGCCUGCCAAGAAAAAUCCCCGUUCUCAAACAAAUAACAGUAACUGGGAGGAGAUCUGAAAUAUCUCUAAAAUCUAUUUAGAUUGCAGAACAACAAUAAAAAAGCAAUCACGCUCAUCUGUGGCCUGGGUUGCAUGGUAGCACAUUUAGCACCAUAGCUGAUUAGCAACAGCCCAUCAUUGUUGACUGCAUGACAACAAGCAUUUGACAGUAGCUUUAAAUAAAGAAUCAAAUUAAAAGAACAUUUUAAAAAACAGCACAGAAAAGUGCAUUACUAGCGCAACUUUUGUUUCUUUUAUUACUUUAACCAAAAAUCAGUUUUCAUGAAGCUCUGAAGAACGUAGCAUGAUUUCUGAAGGAUGCUAAAGCAUUUCUUCCCCUUUUUUCCAGUAGCAGCAGCAGCGCUGAUCUGGGCUGUUUUCUGGGCUGUUAUAGGCAAGGAAUGUCUUCCUGGUGGAAAUGUCUUUGGACUUUUGUUCCUCUUCUUUUGUUCUUUACUUGGUGGUAAAGUUAUGGAGUCCAUUAGAAUACCUGGCUUCCCUCCCCUCCCUCGUCUUUUUGGUAAGUAUUGCUUUAUCAGGUACCGUGCAUCAUCUUAUUUUUACAUAGACCUGGUUUUUUCAAUAUGACAGCAGAGUUGUCCAAAUGUCAAUUUAGGCUCCCAUUUUAUUUAUGCAUCAUUUCAAGGGGUUUCCAUUGGAGAUCAGUCAUAGGCCUAUUUCCUUCAGGUAACCGAAAUGUUACAAAGGGUAUUUCUAGUUUUAAAGAGUUUCUUUGUCCAUUUCCCCCCUCCAGCCAGUGAGUAAUAGAGGACUCUCAAGUGUAAGCAAGAUAUACAGCAUAUUUGCAUCACCCUACAUACGAUCCCAUCCAGCCAAAAGAGGAAAAGAUGUCAGUCAUGUUAAAUCCAUGAGCUGGACUUGGGUCCCUUUUAUUUUGGGCAGGAGAGUGACAAAAGACAAGGAGCUGUUUGUUUAAGAAAAGCUGGUUUCUUAAUAUGCAUAUGUAAGUUGCUGUUAGGAUCUUUCUUUGUAUGUUGAUGGUCAUAUACAGUACCUGUUUCAUCAAGUAUGUAAGUGUAUUAGGGGAGUUUGAAUUCCAACUGAUGCACAGUAGCAUCAGUCCCAGGGAUCUCUGUGUCUUGUCAAAUAGAAAAAGGAAGAAUGGCAUCUACCAGUCACUGUCAGUUUAAGAUGGAAGGCUGUUUUCCUUCUCCAUCUGAGACAGCACAGAAUGGUUGGGGCAGAGAGAAUCGUAUCUGCAUGUCGUCGUCUUCUUCUUCUGAGAUCACUCGUAGCUGAGUAAAAUUGUCUUCUAUAAACACAAUUUUCACUGUGAGUCCGCAAGUGACUGUGGAGGCUAAUUCUGGAUCCCCACAUCCUUCCAUAGUGGGGACAUAGGUUUCCAGGCAGGAGUUAAUCACAGUAGUGAGGGUUUGCCAAGCGUGCCUUCCUCCUAGCACGGUUCUCCCUUUUGUCCCGAGUUUGAGCGUCUUCAGUUGGAGCACUCGCAGGCCAGUGUUUCCCAGUUGUGAGUGAGAUCUCCAUGUAAAUUAGAUAAGUAGAUACUGGGUUUUCAGACUUAUAAGCAGCCACAGAAAAGGGCUUGAACAGGAUCUGGGCUGCAGUUCUGGAGAAGGGAUCUUUUCACCUUUGCCCACAAAACUGUUUCCUUGACUUAAAUUCGUGCCACAGUUGUUACUUGGUACAGAUUGGAGAAAAGGCAUUCACAUGCUGCUCUCUUCCCCAGCUGCCUGCAACUGUUACUGGUUUCCAGCAGAUUUAAAUUGUGAAAGGGUAGAGGGGAAAGGAUUCAACCCCUCUCCCCCAGUGAUAUAGCCCAAUCCCAGCCCCAUUCCAUAUUGUUAUUCUGGCACACGAUUUAACACUGCAGACACUUCGUCCCAUGCUUUCCAAAUGUUGCUUGCUGCCUGUGAUGUCAACAAUGAGUGACAUGCCUUUCUCUGUUCCAUUUAGGGAUGCUGCUUGCUGGGUUUCUCAUCAGGAAUGUCCCGUACACUAGUAAACUAGUCCAGAUCAAUGUGAAAUGGGGAGCUACCAUGCGAAACAUUGCCCUCUCAAUUAUCUUGGCUCUUGCUGGUCUUGGCCUCGACCCACAGGUGAAGUAUCAAAUGGUCCUUAACACAUGCAAAAUCUUUAUGGACACUGAGAUGUGUGGCAAAGAGCUUUCCUGGCGACCACACAAAAGCAAAAUAAAAGAAUGUUGCCCGCAGAAAGAUGGUUUAUUCUUUAAACUCUUCCCAGCUCCAAAUAUUCACUAGAUAAUAUGCUAGAUAUAAUUUCUCUAUCCCACCACUCUCUAAACAUCAGAGACAUUUGCAGAACCCAGAAAACAGAGUUGUUACCUAGAUGCCAAACCCACAGCUCUUGGAUUCAAGCACCAUUCUAUUUAAAUUUUCCAUUCCUGAGGAAGAAUGAAAACAGAUACAGUAUUUUUUAUUGCACUUGUAGUGGUAUGAUUUCGUACAAAAGUACCUUUUUUGCUUUGGAGCAAGCUCUGGAAAAUAUUUUGGAACAAGUUUCUCGCAAUGCCAAUGUACAUUGGGGAAAAUGCAUCUAUGAAGGGCAACCAAUUGCCUAGCACCAAUCCAACACACUUCUACCCCUAAUCUCUGUCACUGUUUUUACAUAAGUUUCUGAAUUUUUUAAGGUGAAGGCUGAGCAUCUUACUGAAUACAAUGGUACCUCGGGUUAAGAACUUAAUUCGUUCCGCUUUAGUUAAUGGGGCUUCCCCUUGCUGCUGCACGAUUUCUGUUCUCAUCCUGAAGCAAAGUUCUUAACCCGAGGUACUAUUUCUGGGUUAGCAGAGUCUGUAACCUGAAGCAUCUGUAACCCGAGGUACCACUGUAUUUUGUUACAGCUCCUGAUCCACAGACCCUUUUUUAAAAAUUAAUUACUGUUUUAUGUUUUAUGAAUUACUUCCACUUACGCUCUGCUUGUAUAUUUGUAAAUGAAGGGCAUUGCAAGUCUCUAAUUCUCUCUCACCCAAAGGGAAUUAAAAUUAGAUAGUGUUGCCUGUGCAUGCAUUGCUUAAAAAAAGAGUGUGGGGGAAACUUACAAGCCCCCUAAUUCUUGAAAUUAAGGGUGAGACUUACUGCCAACCCAGUAUGCAGUUUUCUGGAAUGCAUAUCUGUAAUGCACUUUGAUGACCUGGGUUCACACUGCAGGAGACGAACUGAAAAGUGUACGUCUAUCUUCAUCCUAAACAGCUUGAAUCCAUUUCCAAUCUCCUAUUAUAAUGCAUUGUAUUGUCCCAUACAAUCAAAGCUGAGUACAGCAGAGCAAAUCUCAACCGAUUUUACGUAACAGUAAAAAAGAAUUUUGACAACAGUUGUUUUUUUAAAAAAUGUGUUUUGUCUUUCAGGCUCUGAAUAAGUUGAAAGCGAUCUGUUUCAGACUAAGCUUUGGUCCUUGCCUCACGGAAGCCUGUGCAGCAGCUGUCCUGUCUCACUAUAUCAUGAACCUGCCAUGGGAAUGGGGGUUUAUGUUAGGGUAAGAGAUAACCUUGCUUUCUCUUGCUUGCAAGUGGUACAUAUCUUCUAGCAAUACCUACAACUGCAAUCUUAAACACAGUGCGCAAAGUCCCGAGCCCUGAGGGGAUGCAUCGUUUGGGUUCUUUAGUGUUAUUAAUAAGAAUAUGCAAGCAUGGAAUCUCUCCCUUCUCCUGCAAUCCAUUACCAGUCUGGAUAAUGAAGGUGCUUGGAGCGUUUCAUAGAGUGGCAGCACUGAGAAACACAGAGAAGACACACUGCCAGGGCCGGAUUUAGGUUUGAUGAGGCCCUAAGCUACUGAAGGUAACAGGGCCCUUUAUAUGUCCAGCUGUCCUUUGUCAACAACAAAUUGUCACUGUUUUUUUUGUGUUGAAUAUAUGCUAUGUGGUAAUUUAUGGACCUAAUAGCAGGCAUCCCCAACCUUCGGCCCUCCAGAUGUUUUGGACUACAAUUCCCAUCAUCCCUGACCACUGGUCCUGUUAGCUAGGGAUCAUGGGAGUUGUAGGCCAAAACAUCUGGAGGGCCACAGGUUGGGGAAGCCUGACUUAAUAGUCAUUUGCAUAUUUUGCCAUGCAACCAGUCCAUGCAGCGUGUAGGUACCCUAUACAGUGGUACCUUGGGUUAAGUACUUAAUUCGUUCUGGGGGUCCGUUCUUAACCUGAAACUGUUCUUAACCUGAGGUACCACUUUAGCUAAUGGGGCCUCCCACUGCUGCCACACCGCCGCCACACGAUUUCUGUUCUUAUCCUGAAGCAAAGUUCUUAACCCGAGGUACUAUUUCUGGGUUAGUGGAGUCUGGAACCUGAAGCGUCUGUAACCCGAGGUACCACUAUAUAUAGAAAUGAGUAAACCACUGAUAUUUUAGGGAGCAGACUAGCAGGUGGGGCCCAUUACUUACAUCAUAGGAGCCUACACAACACAAAACACUGUUGCUGUAUGUAGGUUUUAUUUUAUUUGUUUUUUAUCUUACAUUUUGGAAAUGUACAUCCAGGUUUUAUUCCCCUUUAACUUUUUUGGGGGACCCCCAAGAGAGUGGGGCCCUAAGCUAUAGCUUGUUUAGCUUAUACGUAAAUCCGGCACUGCACACAGCUGUGUCUUGUUUUCCCUUUUUUACAACACGGAGUGCAUUGUUGUGAUUAUAGAGAGAAGGGCAGAGGAGAUAAAUUUAUUUCCAGAAAUUUCUGAUACAUCAUCUUCUGUAAAGUUUUAUCUGAAGGAAGCAAUGUAAUGUUCCCUUCUUUCGCCAAGAGCUAAUUUUGUGCCCUUUCAGGUUUGUUCUAGGUGCUGUGUCUCCUGCUAUCGUCGUCCUUUCAUUGCUGAUGUUGCAAUCCAGAGGAUAUGGUGUUGAUAAAGGCAUUCCUACCUUGGUAAUAGCUGCUGCCAGCCUGGAUGAUAUCGUGGCCAUUACAGGAUUCAACACCUUCUUGGGCAUGGCCUUUUCCAAAGGUACUGGAGCUACUCCCUAGGAAUGAAAAGCCACUGCAUGGACCCAUUAGAAAAAAAAACAUAGGCAGAAUUGGGAGGCUGAAUGCGGUGCUAUUUCUCUUGAGGAUGGGAGAAAGCUGACUUCCUUCAGGAAGGCUUCAUUGUGAUGUGACCUCUUCUCUAACAGAGAAUAUAUGUUGUCAAACAGCUGGGAUUGGGAGAAGGGGAAUUCCAUUCCAUUCACGUUAAAGGGGAAAUUACUUAAUUUGCACUUUCUGAAAUGACACACAGACUGCAACUCGGCCAUCCUUCAAACUUCACACAGCUUGUGUGGCGGUUAUAUAGCGUCUGCUGUUUAUUAAGCACUCAUUUUUAUCUCUUCCUGCAGAGGUUAUACAAUAGCCACUGCUGAGUGAGCACUCAUCCUAAUUUGUUUGCACAGAGAUUAUACGACUUCCCAUCAACUGAUUGUUAUCCCAGACUUUUUAGUGUGCUUUCCCAUCACUUUGCUUACUACAAAAAGUCUGCUUUAAAAAAAGAAAAAGUUGGUUUGUUAUGUGAAAACCUAAAUUUGCAGGUAUGAAGUUGAAUACAUCCCACAGUAUAGUGACAAUCUGGAGGGAACCCAGCAUUCUGGUUCUGAGCUGAGUUACACCAGCUUUGUCUUUCCUCCUAUAUUCAUCUUUGCACUUUAGAAACUGUAGAACGAUCACAGCAGGUGAGCGCCAUUUCUUUUUUUCUUUUACUUCUGCUGUGGUACAAUGGCUGCCACCUGCUGGAUAAAGAACCAAUUGCAACUUCUGUAUAGAAUCAUCGAAUCUUAGAGUUGGAAGGGACCCUAAGGGUCAUCUAGUCCAGCCCCAGCAAUGCAGGAACCCAUCCAUGACAGAUGGCCAUCCAACCUCUGUUUAAGAAGAAGAAGAAGAGUUUGGAUUUGAUAUCCCGCCUUUCACUCCCCUUCAGGAGUCUCAAAGCGGCUAACAACCUCCUUUCCCUUCCUCCCCCACAACAAACACUCUGUGAGGUGAGUGGGGCUGAGAGACUUCAAAGAAGUGUGACUGGACCAAGGUCACCCAGCAGCUGCAUGUGGAGGAGCGGAGACACGAACUCGGUUCCCCAGAUUAGGAGACUACCGCUCUUAACCACUACACCACACUGGCUCCAAGGAACCUCCAAGGAAAGAGAGUCCGCCACCUCUCGUGGGAGUCUGCACAAAGCCUCUCAAUUCAGUAGUUGCAUUUUAAAACAAAAACAAAGAUCCCUGGAAGACAUACUCUUAACUCUGUCUGCUUUCUAUCUUGAAAAUACUCUUCAGGACAUUUAUUCUCUCUGCGCUCAUUUCUCCUCUGGUAACUACUGUGAAUGCAUGACCUGCUGUCUGUCUGCAGACACUGCAGUCGUCUGCAAGGGAUUCCACAUGACAGGGCUGAUGUUGCCAGCCUUCAUGUCUCAUUUGCAGACAUCUUUAUAGUGCAGAGUUGGUCCACCAGCAGGCCUGGUGCCUGAAACCAGCUCCCCGAAAAGCACAUCCUUGGGGAUCCUGCCAUCUUCCAUGGCCACCUUCCAAGCAAGGUAUAGAGCCAUGGGUAGGCAAACUAAGGCCUGGAUCCGGCCCAAUUGCCUUCUAAAUCCAGCCCACAGACAGUCUGGGAGUCAGCAUGAUUUUACAUGAGUAGAACGUGCCCUUUUAUUUAAAGUGCAUCUCUGGGUUAUUUGUGGGGCAUAGGAAUUAGUUCAUUUUCCCCCCCUUCAAAAUAUAGUCCGGCCCCCCACAAGGUCUGAGGGACAGUGGACCGGCCCCCUGCUGAAAAAGUUUCCUGACCCCUGGUGUAGACACUGCUGUGACAGAAGCGUGAACAUGCUGGGAAUGUGGGCUUGAAGUGAAUUAAAGCUCUGUUGCCGUAGCACAACAACUUCACUUUUUUGAAGGACUUUAGGAACGUGAGGGGGGCGGGAAAGGCACCAAAAAGUGUGGGAUGAACUAAUGAUUAAUGGGAAUAAUAUAACCACUGCUCAAGCAAAUAAGGAUUAAUGUUCAUUGCCGUAUAACCACAAACAAAUUAGAACUCAUGCUCAGUAAAGGCCAGACAUAAUCUAUCCUCUGCAUAAACUUUACGCAAGCAAAGCAUUCUUCUGUUGUGUCCAAAAAGGCUCUGUCUUCAAGAGUAUCCUCCGUGGUUUAAUAGAAGUUGUAAUCGGCGCAGGAGCUGGUGGCCUUCUGGGAAUUUUCAUUUGGUACUUUCCAAGCAAGGAUCAGGUAAGAAAGGAAGCUGCUGGAAAGUUUCAGCCUUGCAUCUCCUCAAGGGGAAGUGGUAAGGGAAUGAUGCAAAAGACACUAUCCAUGUCCUAGUUUAUAACUGUUGAGAAUGUGAUCCAGAGAUUGUCAGCGUUACAAAAUCACUCUUUCCCAAGGAUGUGAAUCCAGUGUAUUUUAUUGGCAUUCUUUUUCCUGGAGCCAGUAGUGUGUAACUUAUGUAGAUAUCAGAUUUUUCACUGUGGCAUAGACUGCACAGUGCCUGCGUGGUUGCCAAGAGGCAGAGAUGAGUCCAGCUGGUGAAGAGGCAAGGGUGUCCUGCCCCUCCUGCUGUGACAAGCUCUCCUCCCCUAGGGGAGGCGUGAAGAGGGCAGAGGAGAACUUAGCUUCACUCAGGCAUAGUCUCAGAUUGCUUGGGGAAACUCUGGAGAGGAGGGGACCUAGGCAGGGAUCUUCAGUCUCAGCAACUGCUUCAUGGGGGCAAGACCCACCAGAGAUGAGUUGCUGUGCUCAUUAGGCCUGACUAUUGUGAAGGUCCUGUUUUUGCUAAUAAAGAGUUAAUUCCAACUUGCUCAGUGUGAUUUACUGCUGCCUCACUCCUGUCACCACGUUUUAAUGGAUGCCAGGAUGGGAUACCCUCUCUCCCUCCCUUCUGUUUUAAACAGAGCAGCAGUGAAUGAUGAAAGUGUAUUUUCCCAUCAUUGAUGGGGCAGUGUGCCCAUGGCGUUUUGUGGUCUUAUCUCUUUUCCUGUUCUUUUGGGUGUGGCAGCCAUUUUGUGUUAUGCCACGCCCCCAUUCGAGCCUUUUGCGACUGGUGCCCCUGGUACUUUCUCAAAAUCCCAAAGAUGCCCACCGACUCUAAACGUUUGGUGGGCCCAGACUGGGGUCAUUUGUUCCCCUUCAGAUUUAAAUCUGCUCUGCAUGCAGGAGAAGUUUUGACCUUCGUGGCUCUGUUAGGGGGAUGAGGAUCUUUCUGCCAUUGCUGAUCUUGUCCUAAACAGAGGACUCAUUUGUAGAUUUUAAAUAUACUUUCUAUUUUCUUCCCUGGUCUUAGGCAUAUGUUGUGUGGAAGAGAGCAUUCUUUCUGUUGGGUCUCUCUGCGUUUACUCUUUUGAGCUGCAAGCAUUUUGGCUUUCCUGGAUCUGGAGGCCUCUGCACAAUUGUCUUGUCAUUUCUGGCUGGGCUGAGAUGGUCUGUGGAGAAGGUGAGCAUUCUGCAAACAUAAUGUUGUUGUUUAGUUGUUUAGUCGUGCCCGACUCUUCGUGACCCCAUGGACCAGAGCACACCAAGCACUCCUGUUUUCGCAAACAUGAUAAUAAUAAUAAUAAUUUUUUAUUUUUACCCCGCCCAUCUGGCUGGGUUUCCCCAGCCACUCUGGGCAGUUUCCAACAAAGACCAAAAAUACAUUAAAAUAUCACACAUUAAAAGCUUCCCUGAACAGGGCUGCCUUCAGAUGUCUUCUGAAUGUCAGGUAGUUGUUUAUCUCUUUGACAUCUGAUGGGAGGACGUUCCAUAGGGCAGGCACCACUACCGAGAAGGCCCUCUGCCUGGUUCCCUGUAGCUUUGCUUCUCACAAUGAGGGAACCGCCAGAAGGCCCUUGGCGCUGGACCUCAGCGUCCGGGCAGAACGAUGGGAUGGAGACGCUCCUUCAGGUAUACUGGACCGAGGUCGUUUAAAGCCAAGAACUCAGGAACAGAUUUAUGUGAAGGAGAGAACUCAAGUUGGACUGCUUUACAGUAGCACCCUGGGCUCCUUUAGCAUCAAGGGCAAGAGAGAAAUGUAAUACUAUGAAUGACAACAACUACAGCUACACAAUAAGCUAGUUAUUCAUAGCUUCAACUGAAUAGAAGUUAAAAAAUUUUAGAAGUUUGGGGGAAAUGGAUACAAAUUGAAAAGUGGUCUCUUAAACAAAAUUAAUGUUGGGCACAUUGAUCAAUUACACGGCUAGUUUGUGGAGGAAAGAAUUCCAGAAUCCACAGCUGGUCAGCACCUGUAUUGAUCAGGACCAACCAACAUGCCGCAGAAUAAUAUAUUAUGCUAUGUAAUUGCUUGUUACGUUAAAAAUUGUUAUAUUUUAAAGAUCUAAUAAAAAAGAAUAAUACUAGUUCUUGUAACACUUUGUGUUCACUCUUCGUUUUGCAGAAAGCAGUGGAAGAGAUUGUUAGAAUUGCCUGGCAAUUUUUCCAACCCUUUCUGUUUGGUUUAAUCGGAGCUGAAAUAUCCGUUGUCUCUCUCGGACCAAAAAUGGUUGGUAAGUCUGCUAACCUGUGGUGGCAGGGGUGCCAACUUGAAUAAGACAUUGCGGGAGGAGGGGCAGGUAAGCCCCGUCCUGCAUAAUCGAUCACAUGAUGCGACACACACACACACCAUUUGAAUGACAAUGCCCAUCAAGUUGGGGGGGGCGGCCCCCUCAAAUAUUUUAUUAGGGCUUCAGCCUCUAGGAGUUGGCUCCUAUGCACUGAUGAGUGGGGCUAUAUUUCCUUAGAAAGGUAAAGGACCCCUGACACUUAAGUCCAGUCACAGACGACUCUGGGGUUGUGGCGCUCAUCUCGCUUUACUGGCUGAGGGAGCUGGCUUUUGUCCGCAGACAGUUUUUCCGGGUCAUGUGGCCAGCAUGACUAAGCUGCUUCUGGCGAAACCAGAGCAGUGCAUGGAAACACCAUUUACCUUCCCGCCGGAGCGGUACCUAUUUAUCUACUUGCACUCUGACAUGCUUUUGUACUGCUAGGUUGGCAGGAGCAGGGACAGAGCAACGAGAGCUCACCCCGUCGCGGGGAUUUGAACCACCGACCCAAUCGGCAAGCCCAAGAGGCUCAAUGGUUUAGACCACAGCGCCACCUGCGUCCCUUAGAGGACAGCUAAUGGAGCAUCUCCUCCAAAGCUGAACAAGCAUGCGUUUCCAUAAGUGAAUGGGCAGAGAAAUGCCCUGGAGAGAACAGAGCAGAGGGUUAACUGCUUCAUCCCAGCCCCUGCUGCUUGUGUGAGCCACAGCAGAAGGUGGCAGGCUGUAGAGGCUUCUUGCCCAUUUUUCACUGUGGCAGCUUGAAAUAUACUUGGGAGUCCUGUAGUGAUUUCAUGCUCUUUAUUGCAGCUUGUGAAACAGUGAUUGAAUUGCCUCCCAAACCUCAAGCUUUUAUAUACAUUAUUUAUACAAUGAGUCCCAUCUGAUUGGCUGAUUCUGCUUCCCUCCUGGAGCCUGAUUGGUCUUUUCCUGCAGGCCAAUCAGUUGUUGCAUUCUACCAUCCUACUAGCCUAAUAGGCCGAUUAACUUCCUCCUGGAGCCUGAUUGGUCUUUUCCUCCAAGCCAAUCAGUUGUUGCAUUCUAGGAUACUACUUGCCUGUUGUUCUGGGAUCCAAGCUUAGUACAUAACACAGCUCCAGGCUGGUGCAACACAACUGCAGCGCUCUCCAAUAUGAUGUGCAGAAGCUGAACCACACAAGCAGCUGAACCUUCUUUUAGCACUGGCGACAGGUCAGUGUCCCUCCAGGGUGUGAGAGCCCCUGGCUAGCUUAGGGGAUACGCGCAAGUCCAAAUGGCCCACACAGUUCUAUUCCCUAACAUCUUGCAACUGCUCCCCAUCGUCUCAGUUGGCCACCUCACUCUCACUUAAUGUUAGGGCUUCGUCCUGCUGACGCAUCACGACUGCUUUUGCCUUUUGUUCCUAAUAAGAUGAGGAUGGGGGCUGAUUUCCCCCCGAGAGGAAUAAUGAAGUAUAUAUCCCUCUGCCUACAGGGUUUUGUAUGAUCACAAUGUGUUUGGCUCUCAUGAUACGAGUUACUGCUACAUUUCUGUUGGUGAGUUUCGCUGGCUUGAACUUCAAAGAGAAAACAUUUAUCGCGCUGGCAUGGAUCCCCAAAGCAACUGUCCAGGUAGAGUACGCCUAUAUAGGAGACCCUGUUUCUUCUGCAGAAAAGAUGCUAAAUCACCCGCCAUGGUGCACUACUCCAGGUGGGAAAGACGUAUUGCUUUUGACUCUUGCAAGCAACCUGAUAAUCAGCUUCCUUACUCCAUAGGUUAAUUUCUUCCUCUGUCUGAAGUGUUUUCUGUCACAGCUCUCUUAAGAGAUCACUUUCCCGAUGCAUGCAGAUUUGCCCUCAAAAUUGAUCUCACUAACAGAAGCCCCUUUUAACUGAAAAAUGCAUUCCCUUCUGUGGACCCCAAAAGCAUUGUUUUAACUUGGGGAGAUGCCAUUUUGCUUCCUAAGACACAAAUUCAGCAACCCAGUGAAUUAUAAUGGUGACAAUACUGAUAACUUGACCCAUACAGCAGCGACAGCCCAGGCCUCCCAUUUUGCAAGUCAGAAGCUGGUUAUCAUUUCACCACAAGCUGGAUUGAGCCCCAGGGUCUCCAAAUUUAAGAAGGGCCACAGUGAACUGUGAUUGUAAGGCUAUUCAAAUCGGGCUCCUGUAAGUCCUGAACUGGCCAAAUGAAAGACUCCUGCUUGGACUCUAAUAUUAGUUGAUGAAGUUCUUGGAGCGAAAGGGGUUUCCUUUCCCUCGCAACUGCAGCAGCACUGUCUGUUCAGGAAGGCCCCCGCUAAUUCUCCAGAAAGGCUUCUUUGUGGGGUGCAGGUAGCUUCAGAGAGGGGGACACACGGACAGGAAACUUUCCUUCUGUGAAUAUAACAUGUGAUCCAAUUCAAUGUCCUUUCCACCCCUCCUUCCCUGCAGGCUGCAAUUGGUUCUGUUGGUUUAGAUACAGCCCGAGAGCUGAAGGACCCAGUCCUAGAACAUUAUGGCCUGACCAUCUUGACAAUAGCUUUCCUGGCAAUCCUGUUCACAGCUCCAACUGGGGCUCUGAUCAUUGGCCUGGCAGGACCCAAACUCCUUCACAAGACUGACAUGGGCGAUGAAGAAGAUGGUGGGAAAGCAUCUUCGCCAAUAUAG
Messenger RNA from Podarcis lilfordi (Lilford's wall lizard), 32322 nucleotides. The record is from the annotation of a GenBank genome assembly. NCBI's taxonomy places the organism in Eukaryota, Metazoa, Chordata, Lepidosauria, Squamata, Lacertidae.